Dicentrarchus labrax (European seabass) is the source of this 2806-nucleotide messenger RNA. It is a transcript of the gene adora2ab, whose product is annotated as adenosine A2a receptor b. Gene Ontology annotation, cellular component: membrane. Gene Ontology annotation, molecular function: G protein-coupled adenosine receptor activity. Gene Ontology annotation, biological process: adenylate cyclase-activating G protein-coupled receptor signaling pathway; G protein-coupled adenosine receptor signaling pathway. The record is from RefSeq and is a predicted model, not a curated record. The transcript has 5 exons. Lineage: Eukaryota; Metazoa; Chordata; Actinopteri; Moronidae. The coding region runs from base 907 to 2307 and encodes 466 amino acids.
UGGCAUAAGGAUAUAAAUUAACCAAAGGCACACUCAAACAAUAUCAGUUAUUGGUUGUUAUCGAAGCUCUCACUGUAUCAGGAUUGGGGAUUUUUUAUGGCAAUUAAUUGAUUGAAUGAAUAAGAUGCCUUACUUAGAUGAACUUAAAAUAAUGCAGUGGUAAUGAAGCCUUAUUUUCCAUCAUUACACCAAAUGCAUAAUUUGCCCUUUGGUGCAGUAUUGACUCAGAUCAUGUUUAUGUCUCUCUUUCUGCUAUCAGGAGUUCACAAUAAUGGUAUCAGUACUUCCCUUAUUAGCUGUACACACAGUGCUUUGCCCAAUAGAUUUUAUUUUUGUUUUCCUUUGACUUUGGUGGUGCUGGACUGGCACAUUGAUUGACAGGGCAGAGACAGAUCCCCUCCAGCAGGAUAUCCAUUUUCUUAUCACUUCCUCCAAGACCUCUGGGCACAUAUAGCUUUUCAUAAUCAUCAUAGGGAGUAUUUUUGCCAAAGCAGCCAACUGGAAGAAUGUUGGCUUAUCGUAUAGCCUAUAAACGUCAUUGUUGGGGAAAAGCUAUACUGAUUUGGCAGCCAUCGGGCAAAACUCAGAGGCGCUUCCUCCUCAAUAUUUGGCUGCUGUCUGUGACAAAAGUUACAGAGAGGAAGACAGUUGCAGAGACAAAGAGGAAGACUGACAGACAUGUGUACUGUAUGUGCGGCAGGGAAAGGUACGAGAUAGGUCAGGCAACACAAAAGUGAUGUUUGUGGUGGGAACUUCCUGCCUUGGCUGUCCUCCCGUGACACGAUCACUGUUCCCUUAAGUUGUACCAAGCGGUUUGGCAGGCAGGUAUUUUGUCUAAAAACAUGUCAAGCAGCUGAGUGUGUGGGAUGAAAGCGCAAAGAAAGCAAAAAAGAGGAAAAAAUAACCAUGCUGAAGAAUCAGCAGCUGGUCUAUAUUGGCUUGGAGCUGGUGAUCGCUUGCCUGGCUGUGGCUGGGAACAUCCUGGUCUGCUGGGCCGUCUGCCUCAACUCCAACCUGCAGAGCAUCACCAACUUCUUUGUGGUGUCACUGGCGGUGGCUGAUAUUGCUGUGGGGCUGCUGGCAAUUCCCUUCGCUAUCACUAUUAGCACCGGCUUCUGCGCAAACUUCUUUGGCUGCCUGUUCAUCGCCUGCUUCGUCCUCAUACUUACCCAGAGCUCCAUCUUCAGCCUGCUGGCCAUCGCCGUAGACCGUUACAUCGCUAUCGAGAACCCACUCAGGUACAACAGCCUGGUGACAGGGCAGAGGGCAAAGGGCAUCAUCGCUUUGUGCUGGGUUCUCUCGGUAGGCAUCGGCCUGACACCGAUGCUGGGCUGGAACAGAGGUUGGAACGCCACCGCCAGCAGCAACAAAUGCCCUGAAGGCCUGACGGUGUGCCUGUUUGAAGCAGUGGUUACCAUGGACUACAUGAUAUAUUUCAAUUUCUUCGGCUGCGUCCUGGUGCCCCUGUUUGUCAUGCUGGUCAUCUAUGCCCAUAUCUUCAUGGCUGCACGGCGCCAGCUCCGACUGAUGGGACUCAAAGUUGCGCACACACCUGCUCCUGGUGAGAUAGCAUCAUCGUCGGGCACAUCUCGUUCAACCCUGCAGAAGGAGGUGCAUGCUGCCAAAUCGCUGGCCAUCAUUGUAGGUUUGUUUGCUCUAUGCUGGCUUCCACUGCACAUCAUGAACUGUUUCAACUACCUGUGUCAGAGCUGUGAGCGCACACAUAUCUGGGGGAUGAACAUUGCUAUCAUCCUCUCCCAUGCUAACUCUGUUGUGAAUCCCUUCAUCUAUGCUUAUCGCAUUCGGGAGUUUAGACAGACCUUUCGGAGGAUCCUGUAUCAGCACAUCUUAGGGCGGAGGGAUGGACACGGGACUGGGAGUAGCAAUGGCAGAAGUGUCAGGGGCAGCAGUAUCAUGAGGACUUCCUCCCGCACCAGUAGAGAGGGUUCAUCAUGUGGCACAAUAGUGAAUAGCUACGUCCUGGACCCCAGCCCUGACCGAACGCCACCAAAAGCUACUCACGAAGCCUCUUGCCAUUGGACAUCAAAUGUUGCCGUUGCACCAAGCAGCUGCAUACACAAUGGACACCAGAUAAAAGGCAGCAACCUUUCAGCAAUGCAGCAGCAGCCAUGCAUCGUGGGAUUUGCUGCUCAGGAUGGAGUAGAAUCAGUUACAUAUCUGAGGGGAACAACAGAUGUUCUGGAGGUGAAAGACAGUGAAAGUGGCAUUGCUUUUGUAAAUGUUCAGGCUCUCUCCCAAAAACAGACUGACUGUGUCCGCUGUGCAGAGCUUACUGAAGUCUCAUGACAAAGAUAUUUAGGUAUUUAAAAUAUAUAUUUCUAUUACCAUAAAACAUAUAACUGUGUGCAAACAUGACAUUAUGGAGAUUGGUUAAUGAAACUUCAAAUUAAUAGCAACAGCAAAUCACCUUUCUGAAGUCACAUAAACUGAUUACCAGGCAACAUUUUGACCCGCUUUCCUUUGUCCUGAUCUAACAUCUCUGAGUUGGAUCAGAUCUAUAAGCAUGCAACAGAAUCUGUCAAAAUGUGGAUGUUUAAAAUACUUUCAGCAAUACAAUGACAUACUGUAUGUGGUAGUGUGUUAUUUUUCCAAGAUGAAUGUCCUUUUUUUAGGCUGUGUCUUAAUGUGUAGAAAACAAUUCUUUCUGAACUGUACUGUAUCUUGCAAUGCUUUUUUAAAUUCUUGAACUGUAUUUUUUUGAUAAUGUGGCAUCCAGUCAACUUUUGUAAUGGUCAUGUGUAUUGUUUUUACCCACUGGAAAAUUAAAAGUCGUAUAUACUUACUA